Messenger RNA from Myotis brandtii (Brandt's bat), 1915 nucleotides. RefSeq names its product keratin 12, type I (gene KRT12). Lineage: Eukaryota; Metazoa; Chordata; Mammalia; Chiroptera; Vespertilionidae. Gene Ontology annotation, molecular function: structural molecule activity. Bases 66 to 1574 code for a protein of 502 amino acids. The record is from RefSeq and is a predicted model, not a curated record. The transcript is spliced from 10 exons.
CUGGCUGCCACUGCUUCCUCUCGGGUUCUGGCCACCUUCCCCAGGCUGUGGCUCUCUCCAGCACCAUGUCACUCUUAGUGCAGUACUCUGAGCUGCGUAGGCAGCUGUCUUCCCAGAGUGGGACACUGGGCAGAGCCAGGGGCAUGUCUGCCUCCAGUGUUGGAAGUGGCUAUGGGGGAAGCGGCCUUGGCUUUGGAGGCGGCUAUGGGGGAGGUUUUUCUGCUGCGUCCAUGUUUGGUUCUAGUUCAGGCUUUGGUGGUGGCUCUGGAAGUUCCUGCGCAGGAGUGCUGGGCACUGCUUAUGGAGGAGGCCUGGGGAUUGGAUUUGGAGGAAGCCCAGGAGGGGGCUCUCUAUGUAUUCUCUCUGGCAAUGAUGGAGGCCUUCUUUCUGGAUCAGAAAAGGAAACCAUGCAAAAUCUUAAUGACAGAUUGGCUUCCUACCUAGAUAAGGUUCGAGCUCUAGAAGAGGCUAAUACUGAGCUAGAAAACAAAAUUCAUGUGUGGUAUGAAACACGAGGAUCUGGGACUGAAGAUCCUGGGUCACAGAAUGAUUACAGUAAAUAUUAUCCACUGAUUGAAGACCUCAGGAAUAAGAUCAUCUCUGCCAGCACUGGAAAUGCCCAGCUCAUCUUACAGACCGACAAUGCAAGAUUGGCUGCCGACGACUUUAGAAUGAAAGCAUUAAACUAUCAUAAAAAGGGGACGGAACAGUUAUUAAAGCGAAAACAGCAUCAUACAUUGUAUGAGAAUGAGCUUGCCCUGCGCCAGAGCGUGGAGGCCGACAUCAACGGCCUGCGCCGGGUGCUGGAUGAGCUGACCCUGGCCAAGGCCGACCUGGAGAUGCAGAUCGAGAGCCUAGUGGAAGAGCUGGCCUACCUGCGGAAGAACCACGAGGAGGAGCUCCAAAGCUUCCAGUCUGACGGCCCCGCCCAGGUCAGUGUAGAAAUGAAUGCUGCCCCAGGAGUGGACCUCACCAGGCUCCUCAACAACAUGAGGGCACAGUAUGAAGCGAUCGCUGAGCAGCACCGUAAGGACGCGGAAGCCUGGUUCAUUGAAAAGAGCGGGGAGCUCGAGAAGGAGAUCAGCACCAACACUGAGCAGCUUCAGUCCAGCAAGAGCGAGAUCACCGACUUGAGACGCGCCUUUCAAAACCUGGAGAUGGAGCUCCAGUCCCACCUCGCCAUGAAGACAUCUCUGGAGGACUCCUUGGCCCGAACCGAGGGGGACUACUGCGGCCAGCUGUCCCAGGUGCAACAGCUCAUCCGCAGCCUGGAGGAGCAACUGCUCCAGGUGCGCAGGGACACAGAGUGCCAGAACGCCAACCACCAGCGACUGCUGAACGUCAAGGCCAGCCUGGAGCUGGAGAUCGAGACCUACCGAGACCUGCUGGAUGGCGAAGCCCAAGGUGAUGGUGUGGAUGAAACUUCAUCUGUGACUGACUCCAAAUCUCAAGCACAGUCCACUGAUUCUGCUAAAGACUCUCCCAAACCCCGAAAAAUCAAAACAGUUAUCCAGACCGUGGUGAACGAGGAGAUGGUCUCAUCUCAAGUUCAGGAAUUUGAAGCACUAAUAUAAAAUUUCACAAGAUCUGCCCCAUGAUUGCUUCCUUAGGCACAAGAAAUUUACAAAAAGAAAUUAUUCCUUUCAGAGUAAGAUGCUAUAUUAGGUCAAGCUCUAUUUUUGUUUCAUUUUCUUUAGAUUCCUAUUCACGUUGAGUCCUUUCUGCCAUGCCGAAACAAUACUCAACUAUGAGUCAUUGUGGCCAUGUUGGUGUUUAUAACAAACCAAAAUUGCCUUAUAAAUUUCUGGACCUGGAGUAGUCUUUUAAUAGAGUUCUAGUGACCUGGAACAUGUUCUUAAUCAUAGGGCUUUGAUCAAGUAGUACUGUCUUAAUAAAAUUAAUUUUAAAAGAUUAA